CCCCACCCCGCCUUUCUCCUUUUGCAAGAAAAUAAUUUGACAGUCGAUUUGCUGACAGGGGAGGAAUUUGCAUCCUGGAUUUUAAAAAAAAAAGGCCGAGAGGAGCUUGGGAACGGUUGCUAGGGGUGGGUAAUGGGUGAAAAAAGGGGGGUACCAAGCAGCGGAUAAGGAGGGUUAAGGGAGGGGGCGAGGAUGGGGAGCAAUGCAAAAGGUAAGGCCAGGUUGCCGCGGCUCGGCCCCGAGUGGGCUGCGGCCGGGGGAGGGGCGAGAGAUACAUAUGUAUUUCUGUCUCCCCAGCACACCCCCUUCCCUCUAAGCGAUGGCUGAGAGGCGGUGCAUGCAGAUGGGGAGUAAGUUUCCUGAAGGGGAGGGUGGAUGCACGCGCGCAGCCCGGCGCUGCAAAUUUCCACCGGGGAGGGAGAGCGGCUGGAUGCGGAGAGUUUGGAGUUGCUUGCGGCGGAGGGCAGGAAGGGGAGCAGGGCUGGGAAAGGGGGCUGGCGGGCGCUAUAUCUGGGAGUAAGUUUCCAGCAUCGGGAGAGCCUGCACGCUUGCUCACUACUCUGCUCGCCCCCCAUCCCAACCCCCAAGCGGAGACUGGUCUUUUCGUCGGAUUGUCCAUGCACUUGUUGCAGAAACAGCCAAGAUCCUCCUAGACACUGGAAGAGUAGAUCAAGUGAGGAAGCAUUUGGAAGGAGGCACAGCAGAUGAAAGGUUGAGAGCUCUUCGCUUGGCCCUUCUUUGCUGGCCCUCGUGAAUUUUGGCCCUGGCUGUGGAGGAUGCUGAAGGAAGAAGACGCAGAAGCAGGACAACCCUGAAAGAUUGAGCCUCUUCAUCCUCAAACAGGACCAGGUCUCCUCUUCCCACCUGCCCAGCAGCAUGAAAGCAGCAUGACUGGCCGACCACAGGAGAAGCCCCCAGAACCAGGCCCCCAACUCAGCCAUCUGCUGCGGAGGUCAAGGUGUGAGCGACGUCUCCUCACCACAGUGCUGUGUGGUCCGUACCUCAGCCAGGGAGAGGAUGUAAAACCCCCUGCCCUGCACAUGAGUGGUACAGGCCAACAGGAACACCUGGCUCCAGCCACAUUCACAGACAUGUCAGCCGUGGAGUAGUGCCGACACUUUCUCUCAGCUUCUCAGGGUUUCAGUCCUUUUGGGUUUGUUUUAUUUACCUUUUUUUAUGGUUUUGUGGCUGAACGUUCACAACCAAGGCAGACGGCAUGGGUGAUCAGCAACUGUACAAGACCAACCAUGUGGCGCAUGGUAGUGAGAACCUUUUCUACCAACAGCCACCACUUGGUGUCCACAGCGGGCUGAACCACAACUAUGGGACUGCAGUAACAGGGGGCGGGAUGGAUGCCCCUCAGGCCUCGCCCAUCUCCCCCCAUUUCCCUCAAGAUACGCGGGAUGGUCUGGGCUUGCCUGUUGGCUCCAAAAACCUUGGCCAAAUGGAUACCUCGAGACAGGGAGGGUGGGGGAGUCAUGCAGGGCCUGGAAACCAUGUCCAGCUACGUGGUAACCUGGCCAACUCAAACAUGAUGUGGGGGGCACCAGCCCAGGCUGAGCCCACUGAUGGCUACCAGUACACCUACUCCCAGGCCAGCGAGAUCCGGACCCAGAAGCUUACCAGCGGUGUCUUGCACAAGCUGGACUCUUUCACCCAGGUGUUUGCCAACCAAAACCUGCGAAUUCAGGUCAACAAUAUGGCCCAGGUGCUGCACACCCAGUCAGCAGUGAUGGAUGGAGCCCCUGACAGUGCCCUCCGCCAGCUGCUGUCUCAGAAGCCCAUGGAGCCCCCAGCACCGGCUAUCCCUUCCCGCUACCAGCAGGUGCCCCAGCAGCCUCACCCUGGUUUCACUGGCGGGCUGUCCAAACCAGCUCUUCAGGUCGGGCAGCACCCCACCCAAGGGCACCUGUAUUAUGACUACCAGCAGCAACUGGCUCAGGUGCCAGCGCAGGGAGGACAGCCGCUGCAGGCCUCGCAGAUGCUGUCACAGCACAUGCAACAGAUGCAGCAGCACCAGUAUUACCCACCGCAGCAACAGCAGCAAGCUGGGCAACAGCGUAUCUCCAUGCAAGAAAUACAGACACAGCAGCAACAGAUUCGCCCAUCACAGCCGCAGCCGCAGCCGCAGCCACAGCAGCUACAGCUGCCGCAGCGGCAGGGCUCGAUGCAGAUACCUCAGUAUUAUCAGCCCCAACCCAUGAUGCAGCACUUGCAAGAGCAGCAGCAGCAACAGAUGCACCUGCAGCCCCCUUCUUAUCACAGGGACCCUCACCAGUAUACCCCAGAGCAGGCACACACUGUCCAGCUGAUUCCUCUGGGCUCCAUGUCCCAGUACUACUACCAGGAGCCCCAGCAGCCCUACAGCCACCCCCUCUACCAGCAGAGCCACCUGCCCCAGCACCAGCAGCGUGAGGACAGUCAGCUGAAGACCUACUCUAGCGACAGACAGGCCCAGGCCAUGCUGAGCUCCCACGGGGACCUGGGGGCUCCUGACGCAGGAAUGGGAGACCCAGCAAGCUCGGAUCUGACCCGGAUCAGCAGCACCCUCCCCCAUCGGCCCCUCCUGUCCCCCAGUGGGAUCCACCUCAACAACAUGGGGCCUCAGCAUCAGCAGCUGUCUCCCAGUGCCAUGUGGCCCCAGAUGCACCUACCUGAUGGGAGAGCCCAGCCAGGUUCCCCUGAGUCGAGUGGCCAACCCAAAGGAGUGUUUGGGGAGCAGUUUGAUGCCAAGAACAAGCUGACGUGCUCCAUCUGCCUGAAGGAGUUCAAGAACCUGCCUGCCCUGAACGGCCACAUGCGGUCCCACGGGGGAAUGAGGGCCUCCCCCAACCUCAAACAGGAGGAAGGAGAGAAGGUCCUGCCGCCUCAGCCCCAGCCGCCACUGCCGCCUCCGCCUCCGCCUCCGCCGCCGCCACAGCUCCCUCCCGAGGCAGAAAGCCUCACGCCUAUGGUCAUGCCUGUGUCUGUCCCUGUCAAGCUUCUCCCGCCCAAGCCCAGCUCUCAGGGGUUCACCAACAGCACCGUUGCCGCCCCCUCCGCCAGAGACAAGCCAGCCAGCUCGAUGUCGGACGACGAGAUGCCUGUGCUCGUGAGGAUGACCCUCUCUCCCCCACACUCACCCCAAGGGGCUGCCCCCCGCACGCCUGCUGAAAUCCCCAAGAAGCAGCAGCCCAGCGUGCCCAAAGCCGAGGAGCCCCUGAAGACCGUGCAGGAGAAGAAAAAGUUCCGGCACCGGCCGGAGCCACUCUUCAUCCCGCCGCCGCCCUCCUACAACCCGAACCCCGCUGCCUCCUACUCUGGCGCCACCCUGUACCAGAGCCAGCUGCGCUCCCCGCGCGUCCUCGGAGACCACCUGCUCCUGGACCCCGCCCACGAGCUGCCCCCUUACACGCCCCCACCCAUGCUGAGCCCGGUGCGCCAGGGCUCGGGGCUCUUCAGCAAUGUGCUCAUCUCCGGCCACGGCCCUGGCGCCCACCCGCAGCUGCCCCUGACGCCCCUGGCACCCACACUGCGGGUGCUGCUGUGUCGCUCCAACAGCAUCGAUGGCAGCAAUGUGACGGUCACCCCAGGGCCUGGAGAGCAGACUGUGGAUGUUGAACCACGCAUCAACAUUGGCUUGAGAUUCCAAGCAGAAAUCCCCGAACUCCAAGAUAUCUCUGCCCUGGCCCAGGACACACACAAGGCCACACUGGUGUGGAAGCCCUGGCCAGAGCUAGAAAACCAUGACCUCCAGCAAAGAGUGGAGAAUCUUCUGAAUUUGUGCUGUUCAAGUGCAUUGCCAGGUGGAGGGACCAAUUCUGAAUUUGCUUUGCACUCUCUGUUUGAGGCCAAAGGUGAUGUGAUGGUUGCUCUGGAAAUGCUGCUGCUGCGGAAGCCGGUCAGGUUAAAAUGUCAUCCUUUAGCAAAUUACCACUAUGCCGGUUCGGACAAGUGGACCUCCCUAGAAAGAAAACUGUUUAACAAAGCACUAGCCGCUUACAGCAAAGACUUUAUUUUUGUACAGAAGAUGGUGAAGUCCAAGACGGUGGCUCAGUGUGUGGAGUACUACUACACGUGGAAAAAGAUCAUGCGGCUGGGGCGGAAACACCGGACACGCCUGGCAGAAAUCAUCGACGACUGCGUGACAAGUGAAGAAGAAGAAGAGUUAGAGGAGGAGGAGGAGGACCUGGAAGAAGAUAGGAAAUCCACAAAAGAAGAAGAAAGUGAGGUGCCGAAGUCCCCGGAGCCGCCACCUGUCCCAGUCCUGGCUCCCACGGAGGGGCCGCCACUGCAGGCCCUGGGCCAGCCCUCGGGCUCCUUCAUCUGUGAAAUGCCCAACUGUGGGGCUGACUGUAGAUGUCAUGUCACUCCAUUUCUUCCCCAGGUGUUCAGCUCCCGACAGGCACUGAAUGGCCAUGCCCGCAUCCACGGGGGCACCAACCAGGUGACCAAGGCCCGAGGUGCCAUCACUUCUGGGAAACAGAAGCCUGGAGGUGCCCAGAGUGGGUACUGUUCUGUAAAGAGCUCACCCUCUCACAGCACCACCAGCGGUGAGACAGACCCCACCACCAUCUUCCCCUGCAAGGAGUGUGGCAAAGUCUUCUUCAAGAUCAAAAGCCAAAAUGCGCACAUGAAAACUCACAGGCAGCAGGAGGAACAGCAGCGGCAAAAGGCUCAGAAGGCGGCUUUUGCAGCUGAGAUGGCAGCCACGAUCGAGAGGACUACGGGGCCCGUGGGGGCGCCGGGGCUGCUGCCCCUGGACCAGCUGAGUCUGAUCAAACCCAUCAAGGACGUGGACAUCCUCGAUGACGACGUCGUCCAGCGGUUGGGAGGUGUCAUGGAAGAGGCCGAAGUCGUGGACACCGAUCUUCUCCUGAAUGAUCAAGAUUCAGUCUUGCUUCAGGGUGAGGCAGAACUAUAAAGCCCUAUGUGGCGCUUGAAGACAGUGGAAACCCACGGCCUCCAUCUUCAUUAAUCAGGAAACCUGGACUGCCUGCUUGUUUUGUAACCCUUUUAAACUACCUGUUUUAAAAGUGGUCAUUUUAUUCAGGUUUAGAAAAAAAAAUCCCAUUUCUUUUCCUUUUAUUUAAAAAAAAAAAUUGUUUUUGUGGGGGGUUGGGGGAAUAAAUAAUUGGCACAACUAUCUUUAAGAGGUGUUUCAUCUGGGCUACCUUCUCAUGAAAUCAUUCCCAGCAGGGAAUGAAGCUGACCUUCAUGUUCCAUUGCGUUCAGAUGUCAACCAUCCCGGUUGCCUUUUAUCCCAAAGCUUGCUGUGAGAGUGUGUGUGUGUGUGUGUGUGUGUGUGUGUGUGUGUGUGUGGUGUGAGGCAGGCGACCCUCUUAGUGCUGAGGCCUUGGGGCCAUCUUUUCCCACAAAGCGUUAUUUUGAUUCUGUUCUGACCUCAUUCUGUAGUUUGCAGUGAGCAUGGCAUCUUUGCCUGGAGAUUCUAUGCUAGGGGCAGCUUUCCAGGGGCAAAGCAAGCCCUCGUGUUACACAGCUCUCCUCCAGCACACACGAUGUGUGAGGAGAUGACCAAAUGUGAAAAUAGGUUUCCCCUGAGUUGCCUCUCAUCCUUUGGCCCGUGUGCAGAAAUGGAGUACUGUAUAAUUUUAGGCUUUCACUCCAAGCAGUGUUUGCUGAGGACCUGGUUUUCUAGAGCAGGUGCGUCCUGUUCUCUUCCGUGUUCCCUGGGGUCUGGUCAGUUCCCUGUGGGUGGCAGAGCUGUGUUCAGCAUGAACUGACUAGAGACCCAUCUGCAGCCAUGUAUUAAGUUGCCAGGACUGCUUUCACUUUAGGGUGAUUGAAGGGCACACAUUGAAGUACCUAGAAUGCCAGAAACUGUUCUUUUGCCCAAAAAACAAAUCAGAAAAGCAACACUGUUAAUGAUUAGUGGAGUUCUGAAAUUACUUUGUGCCACUUAGAAGUACCGUGAGACCUCAUUCACUGGGAUUUUGCUGUAAUUCACAUCCGCUGGACUAAAGUUUACUUGAUGGUAGCUGUAAGAAAUAGUUUUCUCAUACAUAUGAUAGCAAAUACAAGACAAAUACCAUUGAAGGCCAACAAAGAUGGCUUCAGACACACUUUUAGCUAUAGUGUCUGCAUUCAGACAAUGACUGUAUUCAUUACAAAUCACUUACCAAAGCACUUCUAGACUUCUCUAACCUCCAUGACUUUGCUCUGCUUCCUCCUGUCCCUGUCAGCAGGGUUGCUGUUUGUACUUGAAGGUAAUAAACCUGUAAUCCUUCAAAAAUGCCAUUUAGCCCCAGGCUUUUGAGCUGAGUCAGACUGACCCAUCCCACCGUUAGGGCAAAACUCAGGCUGGGACACAGCCCCAGUGCAGAGAAGAUCCUGCUUCACGCAACUCCCCUUUCAGAGUUAACGCUGCGUGAUUUCCUGGGUGGGUGUUUUCAGGACUUGCCCACCCCAGGUAUGCUGGUUCCCAGCUCCAUGUAAGUGUGCCUGUCACACUGGGCCACUUUGCUGGCACAUUCAUAGCUUGACAUGAGAGAGAGUAUCAGCAGAAGCAUGACAGUAGGACCUGGCGUCUUUGACUCUGCAAAAGCUUUUAGCACACAUGAGAGGCACCAGCUGUGACCCGCAGCAGCCCCACACAGGCUUCAGGAAAGCCAUGGGCGGAAGAAAAAAUAAAACUCUUUUCCAUCAUUCUGUUUUCAAAGAAGAGGUCUUGGCACUUUCUUACAUCUUUUGUUUAGAGGGAAAAAGAAGUUUCAUUUGCUGCCAUUUCAGAAAGGUUAUGCUAUCUUGUUUAAUCCAAGUAGUUGUGAGUCAAGAGCUGCCUGGGCAGUGUGCACCAACUUUGUAGCCAAACCAUUACAGCUGUCAUAUCCUUGGCUGAUCGUCUCUCCCGGGGACUAGUGCCCCCCACUUGGCAAGUGUCUGAGGGUGAGCUAGAAGGGUGCUGCUACUGGGUCUAUAGAAGUUUAUCUAUCAAAGGAGCAAACAUCCAGAAAAGCGUUUAUAAAGCAAAUGUAUUGCCUCUGUUUGGAGAUUUGCCCAGCUGUUCCAGUUUUAAACAUUAAAAAAUAAACUCAGUUGCCAUGGCAAAAAUAGAAUGCACAACUUACUUUUAAUUUUCCAUGCAGUAUAGCAUAAGGAUUUUUGACUUGAAACAACCAAAGAACUCCUCCUUAACGAGACAGUUCGAAUUCCUGAAUUAGUGUUUCCUGACUAUCAACUUAAAGAACGGACUUCCUAGUACAACAUUGCACUUCUUUUUUUUUUCUGAAAUGAUUCUGCCUGCAUGUAUGUGUUGUGUUUUAGCUUCUCCCCUGACCCCACCCCAAAGAACUUUUCUUCCUAAUGGUUAUGUCUUCAACUUGGUUACUGUUUACUAUCAGAUGGUUUUUCAUUAGUGAAUUUAGACCUCUUUGAGAAAGCUUGUAUAUAAAAAGUUAACAGAUAUAUUUUAUGGAAAAACCCAUCUUAUUUUCAAAUAUAUUUAACUGCUGUUAUAUUUUAUUAGAGGAAGGUUGUAAAUAUUUUCUAGGAGUUCUAUUGUAAAGAAAAGUAUUUUUGAAAAAAACUAAUGUAAUAAAAAGGAAAACAUUUUUAAAUAGUAGUUGUGAUAGCUUCCUGUUCUGGCUUCGUUAUGUUCUAUUCUCAGCAGAUGAAUUGCAUGCCUUCCAUAUCAGGAUGUAAUUUAUUCAGGUUUGCACUAUUAUAAGUUGACAUCAUAAUAUCCAGUGUGCUUAACUGUAUUUUCCUGGAAUGCAAGUCCUUUGGUCCACAUUAAAGCACUAUGUAUAGCAUAUUCAUAAUUUUUUUGUAAUGUGUGUAUUUUUAAUAAGGAUUUUAUGUAACAUUUUGGCAAAAAGAGGACAGUAUUUUCUAGUGAAUUUUAUAAUAACAUUUUGCUAAAAAUGUUUCUUCCUAGGUCAGUUUUUGUUAAGGUGAACCAAAAGUCUUAUUUUACCAGGGGUUUAAAAAAAGUUUGAAGCUUGAAAGCAAAGUUAUAUUUAAACAUCAUAUGUAACAAAUAAAUAAAGAUGUUUUAUAGACUUGUCCUAAAAAGGUGCAUUCCUUAAAAAAAAAAAAAGAAAAAGAAAAGGAAAGAAAGAAACUGGGGCAUUCUAGAUUGUUUCCCAUCUGAGUGAUAAGCAUUUUUUUUUUUAAUUAUCACAAUGCUUCUUCAGAAAGAGACCCAGGGAAAUUUUAUUUAACACAUUCUAAUCAUUAGCCUUCUCAGAAAGUUAUUACAGUUCCUAUAGAUGGGCAUUCAUCAAAUGGAGAUGUAACCAAAUAAACACUGUCAUAUUUAUUUGUGAAAACCUGAUUCAAUAUUGCAUCAGCUGCUCUGAAAAUAAAAUAUUAUCUUUUUGCGUUU
Messenger RNA from Cebus imitator (Panamanian white-faced capuchin), 8326 nucleotides. RefSeq names its product transcriptional regulating factor 1 (gene TRERF1). The transcript has 19 exons. Gene Ontology annotation, biological process: negative regulation of DNA-templated transcription; regulation of transcription by RNA polymerase II. Gene Ontology annotation, cellular component: histone deacetylase complex; transcription regulator complex. Lineage: Eukaryota; Metazoa; Chordata; Mammalia; Primates; Cebidae. The record is from RefSeq and is a predicted model, not a curated record. Gene Ontology annotation, molecular function: transcription corepressor activity. Bases 1217 to 4903 code for a protein of 1228 amino acids.